UUGCCAAGUUUCGUGACCUAAAUGGCCCCGUCACAUGCCCCAGAAACACAAGAAUGACUGUCGUCUUCUCAUAAAGAUAGUGACCACUACCAUUGGUAUAUUUACAUCUUAUCUCAUCCACAUAUAAAAUGUCGACAGGUAAAGAAACAAAUGCUGAACCAGCUGUUCGUGGCGAUAUCCAAGAAGAAGCACUGGUGUUGAAAGAUCAUGGCGAAGAAAACAGUGACGAAAYAGAGACAAAAUCUCGUCAGUUCGACGACCUUUUUGAUCACAUCAACUCAUUUGGGAAGUACCAACUUUUUCUUUACAUCUUUAUUAUGUUGCUGUGUCCACCCCUCUCCUCGCAGUUUAGCGCAUUGAUUUUCGCAUUUGGAACUCCCACAUUCCAAUGUGCGACUCCUAAUGUAACAUGUUCUCAGGGGAAGUGCUGUGAAGACUGCACAUCUUAUGUUUUUAAACCUAAAACCUUCACGACGACUGCAUCGGAGUGGAACCUUGUCUGUGAAACCGCCUAUAAAAAUGCUGGUCUCCACUUGUGUUACUUCGCGGGAAUGCUCGUUGGUUCUCUGUUCAGCGGUAUGAUCUCCGACGCUUGGGGAAGAAAAAAGCUCAUCAUCGUCACUUAUGUCGUCAUGACCGCUGCUUCAGUGGGCUCAUCAUUCGCCAAGUCCAUGGCCCUGUUUGGUUUUCUUCGUUUUAUUGUUGGAUGUUUUCUAGCAGGUUCUAUGCUAGCACAAUAUAUUUAUCCUAUGGAAUUAGUCGGUCCAUCUAAACGAACUACGGCAGGAACUCUCCCUUAUGUCAUGAUUUCUUCAACUGGUUUGGUCAAUGCUGGCAUUGCRUACUUGAUUCCUGACUGGAGGACUUAUUUACUGGUAGUGACUGUUCCAGCAGUGCUUGCAUUUCCUGGCUUUGUGUUUAUGCCAGAGUCACCAAGAUGGCUAAUUGCCCACAAUCAUCUCGACGAAGCUCACAGAGUCUUGAUGCGCUUUGGAGGCAAAGACGGACAAACCAUUGAUCCCCAGAAGCUCAAAACCCUUAUUAAAGAAAUACGAAACGAUCAGAUCUUGAGAAAAGCAGCCGACAAAAAAUAUACAAUCGUUGAUCUCUUUYGCACACCCAAGAUGAGAAAAUGGACACUGAUAAUUUUAUUUCAAUGGUUUGUAGUUUCACUGAUUAAUUUCGGGAUUUUGCUGUUUACAAGCCAAUUGAUGGGAAACCUGUACUUAAAUGUAGCUAUUCUUUCAUCAUUAGGGGGGAUAAAGAUCCCUCUUGUUUGGCUAUUAUUUUUAAAAUUAGGACGCAGAGUCGGUCAUGGCAGUUUGAUGUUACUCGUUGGUGUUACAUUACUGAUGAUUUUACCAUUCUACAAACGUUUUCCAAUGACAACCACUAUUCUGUCAAUUAUUGGUAAAAUCAUUGGUGGCAGUAACUGGACAGGGGUGUACAUCUAUACUUCAGAACUAUUUCCAUCCGUUUUAAGGAACACUGCUCAAGGAAUUGGUUCUACUAGCGCUAGAAUUGGUGGAAUGGUAGCACCCUUUAUGGCAACAAUGAGUCAACUUCCUGGAGUUGGUGUCGAACUUCCCGCUGCCAUAUUUGGAGUUCUCGCACUGAUUGCUGGGAUCAUGAUGUAUUGGUUACCCGAGACCCUUUUCGCGCCGAUGCAUCAAACAAUCGAAGAAGCCGAAGCAGCGACCGACGAUUACUCGAUUCCAUCUUGUCGAAAAAGUUUAGAUAAAAAUGAUUCGAGUUUUGGGGAAAUGAAUGAAGAGGGAUCAGUAUUGGUCGACGUAGAGUCGAAUAAGAUCGAGAAGGUCAAAUCAAACCAAUAAAUGUAACGAUAGCUUGAAGCCGUUUAAUUACUGGCGAAAUAAACCGCGCGGGAUGGUUGGGAGAACACGUGAAAAGAUCUGUUAAUCUAACGAUCUAGUCGUCAGGCGAGUGAUUUACCUUUUCGAGUGUUCUCCCAACCAUCCCAAGCGGUUUAUUUCGCCAGUAAACGGCUUCAAGCUAUCGWUUAUUGCUUUUACAUUAUAUCCGGCGUCCGCCAUUUAGAAUCAAAAGUCUUUCAAGACUUUUUACUAAUGAAAUAAACCAUAGCUUUUCUCAUGAAAUCCGGCAAUCAGCGCGCGUGCUAGAAAUGAGGCGUAUAAUAGAAAAAAWUGUAAAUACCUCCAUAAUACAGUUCAUUUUUUGCGCUUUCCACGAUAAAUUCAAUGUUUUCUUGUAGUGAAAUGGUAAAUACUCCAAUUUCGAGUUCUGGUUUGCUCUGUAUUAGCCUCAA
Molecule: messenger RNA, 2287 nt
Organism: Exaiptasia diaphana
Lineage: Eukaryota; Metazoa; Cnidaria; Anthozoa; Actiniaria; Aiptasiidae
Product: solute carrier family 22 member 15-like
Exons: 10
Coding region: 129-1835 (568 amino acids)
Biological process (GO): transmembrane transport
Cellular component (GO): membrane
Molecular function (GO): transmembrane transporter activity
Source: RefSeq, a predicted model, not a curated record